UUAGUCCCUCUGUAAACCCUACUUCAUUAGAAAAAACAAGAAAAAUUACCAUUCCUAAAUCGCCAGUACAAACAUCUCAAAAUAUUAAACAAAAGCAAAAGUCAAGUAUCCCUAGUCAAAAUAUAAGUGAAAAUUCCUUGCCUAUAGUUAGUACUCACCCACUACUAUUUUCAGUCACUAUAAAGUUAUUAGAGGAAGAAAGGAAUUUUGAAACUACUAUCACCAGCCCUUUUAUUUCAGAUACACUUGAACCACCUGAGUCAACUUUACUAUACCCUUCUCUGUCAUAUUUUCCUCUAGUUAAUCAAGUACAGUUCCAACACAAGUAG
Messenger RNA from Diversispora eburnea, 329 nucleotides. The record is from the annotation of a GenBank genome assembly. NCBI's taxonomy places the organism in Eukaryota, Fungi, Glomeromycota, Glomeromycetes, Diversisporales, Diversisporaceae.